CUCAUUGGCCAUUCCCCCAGGUUUCAGAACGCUUCGGCAGUUCCGUUUCCGCUCCCAGCGGCCAAGCUUAAUUUCAUAAACUGAUUCAGUUCAGUCCGUUCACGAAAAAAAAAAGUUUCCUUCUUCUCGAAUGGAGAGGGCACAAUAACACGUUUUGGAACGAAAAGAGUGGGACGCGUUCACAACGACACUAAUAAGGAAGCUUGAAAAAAAAAAAAAAAAAAAAAACCUACCCCGUCCCCGACUAUGCGCUUGUCCUGCGUUCUCCUGGCAAAGGGUAGGUAGGAGGGAUGCGAGGAGCGCGUCCUAUUGGUUGUCAGAGGACGUGGCUCCGCUCAUCUGGGUAGAACUUUUAUUUACAGUGUGCAAACUUGACUGAGAGCAGCAAUGUCUGAGCAAACCAAGCCCGUCUUGCAUGGAUACUUCAGAAGCUCCUGCUCGUGGCGGGUACGCAUCGCUUUCGCCCUGAAAGGUAUCGAAUAUGACCAGGUGCCAGUCAAUCUCAUCAAAGAUGGAGGUCAGCAGCUUACGGAGGACUACAAGACUUUAAACCCGAUGCAACAAGUGCCCGCGGUGGAAAUUGACGGCAUCACCCUUUGUCAGUCGCUGGCGGUGAUCCAGUAUCUCGAUGAGACCAGGCCCGGACCGCGUCUCCUUCCGUCUGACCCCAAAAAAAGGGCCCAGGUUCGGAUGAUAAGCGAUCUCAUCGCCUCUGGGAUACAACCUCUGCAGAAUCUACACGUAAUCCAAAAGAUCGGAGCAGAGAAAGUGCAGUGGGCGCAAUACUUCAUUAAACGAGGGUUUGAAGCUCUGGAGCCUCUGCUGAAGCAAACAGCCGGGAAAUAUUGUGUGGGUGAUGAGAUAUCCAUGGCUGACAUCUGUCUGGUCCCACAAGUCUACAAUGCAGAAAGAUUUAAAGUGGACAUGAGCCUGUUUCCAACUAUCCAAAGACUGAAUCAAACCUUAGCGGAGGUUGACGCCUUCCAAGUGAGCCAUCCAUCUUGCCAACCCGACACGCCUGUUGACCUCCGAGCAUAAAGAACCGCUGCUCUGCCGCUAUGUACACUUUGUUAAUAAAAUGCUUUGA
Messenger RNA from Syngnathoides biaculeatus (alligator pipefish), 1087 nucleotides. RefSeq names its product glutathione S-transferase zeta 1 (gene gstz1). Gene Ontology annotation, molecular function: maleylacetoacetate isomerase activity; glutathione transferase activity. Bases 388 to 1038 code for a protein of 216 amino acids. Gene Ontology annotation, cellular component: cytoplasm; mitochondrion. Lineage: Eukaryota; Metazoa; Chordata; Actinopteri; Syngnathiformes; Syngnathidae. Gene Ontology annotation, biological process: glutathione metabolic process; L-phenylalanine catabolic process. The record is from RefSeq and is a predicted model, not a curated record. The transcript has 10 exons.